UUGGUUCUGUCUGAUNACGUCACCGUUCACGAAGGUGAACAUGACUCCCACGGCUCUAUCAGGAGUUGGAACUACACUUGGGAUGGAAAGGAGGAGAUAUUUAAGGAGAAGAGAGAGAUAGAUGACGAGACUAAAACGUUAACGUUAAGAGGACUGGACGGUCACGUUAUGGAGCAGCUCAAAGUGUAUGACGUCAUCUACCAAUUUAUUCAAAAAUCUGACGAUACCUGCGUCGGCAAGAUCACUUUAAUAUGGGAGAAGCGCAACGAUGACUCUCCAGAACCAAGCGGCUACAUGAAAUUUGUCAAGAGCUUGGUUGCUGACAUGGAUAACCACGUAAUCAAUACUUAAUCAUCGCCACCAAAGUCACAGUCACCAUCACCAUCACCAUCACCAUCAUCAUCAUCAUCAUCAUCUCGAUUUAUGAAUUAAGGUGCUUUUUCAGUAUAAUAAAUGGGUAUUGUGGAGUUUCAUUUCUAUGUGUACGUUUGGUUCUGUCUGAUGCUUUAAUAUAAUAUGUUGUUAUGCUCAUCAUAUAUCGGAUUCGAUCGAUAUAAUGACUGUUGAGAAUAAAAUUAUCACAUGUUUCAAUGUUUAUUUAA
Camelina sativa (false flax) is the source of this 602-nucleotide messenger RNA. NCBI's taxonomy places the organism in Eukaryota, Viridiplantae, Streptophyta, Magnoliopsida, Brassicales, Brassicaceae. The record is from RefSeq and is a predicted model, not a curated record.